AUGUCUUUCGUCAGCUCACAGCAAUCGUACGCCGCCUUCUGCGAAGAAUUUGAUGAAGAUGCGAAUGUAGCAAUCCCCGAAACAAGACGGGUUGCAAACAUUUCCGCCAAAAGGUCAAAGCCGGACCUUCACCCAGUGAUAAUCAGCGCAGACGGAGCCAGCGAUUCUGGCUAUUCAAGCCGUACUGCGGCGACAAUUGGGAGUAGCGGAGAAUCGCUUGCCAGCGGUGCCAGCGGUGCCAGCAGCUCGUACGCUGCUUCUAUGAACAACGCCAUGGCUGGACGAGAUAUACCUCGUGUGAGGUCGCGGGGCGAUGGAGUGGAUAGAGAAAAGCAACAUACCCGCAAGGCAAAGGAGAGAGAGCAGAAAGACUUGGACGGAAUGCAGCACGAUGGAAUGAAGCCACCUUCAUCACGAGGCUCGAAUCGACCGACCGCUCUUACACAUGCACCCAAAGCCCGGCGUCGAGAGUCGAUGUCUGCAGGAAGGCAUCCACCCGGAGUGUGCGCCGAAUGCGAUCGCUUUGGAUAUCACACCCAGGGCAUCAUACCGAACAUGAUGGACGCCUCGUCGUACUUCAAUCAAAUCCCCGGGUACGACGUACCACCAUCGCCUCAAACUCCUCGCUACCAACCAAUGGAUAUGGGCAUGUCCAUCACUCCGGCCAUUACACACUCUCGUCGAUCAAAUUCGUCUUCUUACCACCAGCAGAGUCGCCCUGUCAGCUUCCAUCCCGGCAUCGUGCCUGAUAUGAACAUGAUGUACAUGGCAGGCGGUCCAUCAGCUCCGUAUGGUAACAGCCAUGCCGGUCCACCACUCUCUGCCUCAGCCUAUACGAACGCUUACAUGGGCUCUCCUUUCGAUUCAUCCUACACUCAGCCUUCCCCAAUCAUGGGCUCGUCUUACGAAAACUCGUCCCAGGUGAUGAUGCAUUACGAGCGUCCCCGCACCGCAUCUAUGUCUCGACCUUCAUCUGAACGACCAAGACGAGGCUCCGUCUACGGCCCUCCGGUUGUGGAAAACACUCCUCCUACACCGAGCCAUAUGCCAAACUUGGAUCGCAAGUUGGAACGCCGACCAUCUAGGGAACAACGUGCUCGCCGGCAGUCACGCUCGUAUCACGAUGAAGAUUACUACCGCAUGCCACCUCCUCGCCUUCCAGCAUCCAAGCCAGCGCAGCCACAGCCUCCUGUUCAAGUGAUUCCCAUCGCUAAGCGACCGACUCCGAAGAAAGCUGUUACCACGCCGGCAGCCACCACUGUGGUUCAUCGUCCCCCAUCAUUCGAUAUGUCUAGCAUGCGCGAAGCACUCCCACCACCAAGGGCUAACCAGUACCAUCACCAACCUCCCCAACCUCAGCGACGGACGAGCCGCAGUGCUGCUCGUGAACCCUCUCCAGAAAGAGGCACGACUCAGGUGAUUACAAGCACCAGGCCGCGGAGGACCGCUACAUACUACGAUGCUGCCAGGCCUGCCAGAGUCGCUGUAGAAGCUCCUCGCCGCCCUCGCCGUGUAUCAACAUACGGAAUUGAACAGGAGAAUCUUUUAGAACAGAAGCAACGCGAAGUGGAAGCAUACCAAGCCGCUCGGGCCCCGAAGGCGCCGCAGCUUACUACUGAAAUGGUCCGAAAGGCUUCUCGUCGUGUCUCCAAGGCCCGGACGAUUCACCAGCGCCAGCCUGAACCCGAGCCUGAACCAGAACCAGAGCCAGAGAUUGAAAGCCCAAGCGAAACUGAUACUGACACUGAAAGUGAGGAAGAGGAGGAAGAAGAAGAGGAGGAAGAGGAGGAGGAGGAGGAGGAGGAGCCUCCCAUGCAAGUAUACCCUAUUUCUCGCGUCCAUCGACAACAGCCUCGACAGCAGCUUAGGCAGCAACAUCCGCCAGCACCGCCCGCCCCACCGGCCCCCCCAGCUCCCCAAGUGCCACCAGCUCCAGUACCACUCACAACUGAGAUGCUCCGCAAGGCUGCUUCUCGUCGGCCCCCUCCAAUCCCACACAGUGAAACCGAGAGCGACGACGACGAUGAUGCAAUUGAAGACGAUUCAUCAUCUGAAAGCAGUGACUCAGAAGACGACACCAGUGAUGUCAACACCAAGAAUGGCAGUGCCACCGGCUCCCGAGUCGACGACGACAGCAUUACCAUGAUCAUCCGAGGUGUUAAAAUUGGGCUAUCUAGUGAUGCCAUUGAUGGGAAGACCAUCAACUUCCGCUCAGGGGAGGAGGGAGGAGUUGAAUUGAACAUUGGCGGACGAAAACGGGAUCGAUAUUUCUUACCGCGUUCCGACACCGCUAGCACAAGCAGCCGCAGAGAAGCCGACGACAUCAGACGCCUGCGCGAAGAACACCGCGCCGAACGUGACAGCCGACGAUCCAGCCGAUCAGGAUAUAGUGGACGAGGCCUACUGGAGUAA
This is a messenger RNA of Trichophyton verrucosum HKI 0517, 2412 nucleotides long. RefSeq lists its product as uncharacterized. NCBI's taxonomy places the organism in Eukaryota, Fungi, Ascomycota, Eurotiomycetes, Onygenales, Arthrodermataceae. The record is from RefSeq and is a predicted model, not a curated record. Bases 1 to 2412 code for a protein of 803 amino acids. The transcript has a single exon.